AUGGCCUACGUGAAGAUAGCAACGUCAAGAGGAGUGAAAACAUGUGGGGGGUUCUUGAUUCGAGAUGACAUGGUGCUGACGGCGGCUCAUUGUAACAAGGAACACCUCACCGUCUCCCUGGUAGUCCAUGACCUUAGACUGUGGGAAUGGAGCCGACAAGAAAUCCCUGUGCGUCGCCGGAUCCCCCACCCGCAAUAUGACAUUAACUCCCUUAACAACGACGUCAUGCUGCUGCAGCUGGCGCGCCGAGCCAGGCUCAGUGAAUGGGUGGGGCUCAUCCCCUUGCCCAGCGCCUGGCAGGGCGUGUGCCCUGGGGCCAUGUGCAGCAUCGCCGGCUGGGGCCGGAUGAGCGCCCGCAGGGCAAAGGGCUCGGAUGUGCUCCGGGAGGUGGAUGUGGCGGUGCUGGAGGAUUAUGUGUGUCUGAGGAAUCCUGACCACAUCUAUCGUUACUAUAACACCUCCACCAUACUUUGUGCAGGGGAUCCGAAAGAGGGCAAAGACUCCUUUAAGGGUGACUCUGGGGGCCCCCUGGUGUGUGGCAAAACAGCCCAGGGCAUCGUCUCUUGGGGCUCCCUCAAUAGCCCCCCCUCCCCGGGGUGUACACCAGAGUCUCCAGAUUCGUCCCCUGGAUCCUGCAGACCCUGA
Messenger RNA from Mauremys reevesii (Reeves's turtle), 645 nucleotides. RefSeq names its product granzyme B-like. Bases 1 to 645 code for a protein of 214 amino acids. Gene Ontology annotation, molecular function: serine-type endopeptidase activity. Lineage: Eukaryota; Metazoa; Chordata; Testudines; Geoemydidae. Gene Ontology annotation, biological process: proteolysis. Gene Ontology annotation, cellular component: cytoplasm; intracellular membrane-bounded organelle. The transcript is spliced from 4 exons. The record is from RefSeq and is a predicted model, not a curated record.